Molecule: messenger RNA, 948 nt
Organism: Drosophila navojoa
Lineage: Eukaryota; Metazoa; Arthropoda; Insecta; Diptera; Drosophilidae
Product: sentrin-specific protease 8
Biological process (GO): proteolysis
Molecular function (GO): deNEDDylase activity; cysteine-type peptidase activity
Source: RefSeq, a predicted model, not a curated record
UCACAUUGUGGACUCUGUCGUUGGCAGACAUAUACAGAAAUUGACAUACACAUUGUUACAAAACAUAACAUGUUCUGAGCUUGGAUCACACAAAGCCAAGAUGUCCAAGAGCAAAAAGAAAAUACAAAAAAAGACGACUAAGAAACCAGAAAGUUCACCUAGUCGCCUGCGGGUGGCAAAGCCAAGUGGCGAUGCCGACUACGUGCGCAAGUGUCAACUGAAUAACGAUGUUUCGGGUAAGCCGAGUGUUGCGUUGCGAUUUCAGGAGAUAUCACUGCGCCACUCGGACGUUCAGCUACUGCGGGGACCGUAUGCGCUGAAUGAGCACGUGAUCGGCUUCUACUGUGCAUAUUUGCAGAGCCGACGCUACAAGGCGCAAUCUGAGCUGCACUUCCUGACUCCCUCGAUGGCCUACAGCAUGCGCCAUCUGAAGGGUCGUGAACGCCGGCGCCUUGCACAAGGGUUGCAAUUGGAUAGCAAGCUGUUCGUCUUUGUGCCUCUGGUUGAUGGGUCACACUGGUCGCUGCUUUUGAUGGCGCGACCUGAUCGCAAGUUUUACUAUUUCGAUUCUGAGGAUAACCGCAAUUUGAAGCUGGCGCAUACGGUCAUCGAGCAUCUGCGGGACACACUGAGCGCCGAGGACUUCUCACUCACACUGGGCCGCUGCCUGCAGCAGGGUACUGAUCACGAUCACGACUCCGGCCUCCAUUUCAUGUGCAUGGCCGACAACCUGGCUGACUAUAUUACUCGCUGCGGCUAUGCUACCAGCACACUGCUCGUCUCCGUGCAGGAGGUGCGUUCCAAGCGCUCCUCGCUGUUGCAUCUCAUCCGGACCCUCGGCGGCAUUUUGCCAAUGUCCAGUAACAAGCCCUCAUCCAUGGAUUUAUGAGUUCGUGUUACAAAUUUUCAUUAGCAAUAAAUUCUGAAUGUGGAGGUUAAGUAACGCAG